This is a messenger RNA of Dryobates pubescens (Downy woodpecker), 1240 nucleotides long. It is a transcript of the gene SPACA6, whose product is annotated as sperm acrosome associated 6. Lineage: Eukaryota; Metazoa; Chordata; Aves; Piciformes; Picidae. The transcript is spliced from 6 exons. The record is from RefSeq and is a predicted model, not a curated record. Gene Ontology annotation, biological process: fusion of sperm to egg plasma membrane involved in single fertilization. Bases 118 to 786 code for a protein of 222 amino acids.
UGGGACCCCCACUCCUCCUUGAGUCCCCCACCCUUGGCAUCCCCAUCCUGGUGAAACCCCCAGGGGCCCCAUUUGAAGGGCUGGACAAAGGCUAAGCCUUGACAGCUCAUCACAGACAUGUGGGUCCCAGAUGACCCCCAGUCUAAUGCUGCUUCCUCCCCACCAGCUCCAGCCUGCAUCCCACCCUGCGGGUACCAACCGGCUGCCAGCAUCUUCAAGUGCGCUACCUGCCGCUUCGAGCACUGCCCAUUUCCCCUGGACUGCCCAGUGCAGGACAAGUGGGUCCAGGAGGAUGAAGCCAUCACACUGCUCUGCAGCGUGCCCUUCGCCACCCCCGCGGGCUCGGCCGUCACGUGGAUGUUUGCCAAGGACCUGCGCACACAGGACCUGGCACACUUUGAGGAGCUGCAGGGCAGUGUGUCAGGACCUUUCAGCCUGACCAUUCAGGAGCCUGUUCCAGGAACCGUUGCCUGCUGCCUGGGGCCCAUCUCUCAGCCCUUGGUCCGCAAGUACUUCUACAUCAACGUGUCAGAGAGAGGUGUAGAGGAAGAGAAGUUGCUCCAGGCUCGGUUCAGAUCUGUGCUGCACUGGUCCCACCAUGAGGCCGCUGUGCACCACAUGGCACUGCUGAGGCUGGGGCUGGCAUUUGGCUCCAUCGUGCUGCUGAUGCUGCUGGUGGUGGUGGCCAUCUGGCAAUGCUGGAGGCUCCGAGGUCGCCUUAACACCCAGACAUCCUCCAGACACCAUGAUCCUUCAGAGUGUUCCAAAUGCCUGGAUUCACCCUAGAGGAGCUUGAUGUGUGGACCCAUCCCUGAGGACCAACACUUCUGCAAUUGCUUUUCUUCCAUUGGCACAUGCAAGUGGGAAGCAGUCUGAAGAUGGAGGCACAGAGCUCUGAGCAGCUGGGUUGUGCUGGAGAUAGAGAGCAGGGGGAGCUUGGGCUUGCAAACAGAAAUCAGUGGGGGCUUGCUCAGAGCAAACUGAGCACUGGGCAGAGCAUCAACAGUCCAAAAUAUAUUUCUGAGAUGCCUGACCCUGCAUUUCAACAGCUGGCACCAAGGGGAGGUCAGACUGAUCGCUGUAGGAAAGCUUUCUCUUGGUAACUGUUGUAGCAAAGCCACCUUUGCACGGCAUGGCCACUACCAACACCAAGCUGCUGUCUGCUCUGAUUGUUCUCCUAAAAGCAUUUCAUCACUUACUUACUUUUACACCACUUGGUAUCAGCUGCAAUGUCUGGGCU